Messenger RNA from Pseudocercospora fijiensis CIRAD86, 4515 nucleotides. It is a transcript of the gene Atr6, whose product is annotated as ABC transporter, PDR-type. Gene Ontology annotation, molecular function: ABC-type transporter activity; ATP hydrolysis activity; ATP binding. NCBI's taxonomy places the organism in Eukaryota, Fungi, Ascomycota, Dothideomycetes, Mycosphaerellales, Mycosphaerellaceae. Gene Ontology annotation, cellular component: membrane. Bases 1 to 4515 code for a protein of 1504 amino acids. The record is from RefSeq and is a predicted model, not a curated record. Gene Ontology annotation, biological process: transmembrane transport. The transcript is spliced from 3 exons.
AUGAUGGAGAAGUCAAAGGUGGAAGAGGAAGCGGAGGACUUCUUCCACCUGAACCGCCCGGCACAUGCACAUGGAGCCGUGACUGGCAACACACACGAGCCCUCCUCGAACGCUCAGGCAAAAGAGGCACGCCUUGCGCGCGAAGCCAUCGAGGAACAUGAAAAGGUCGAGGGAAAGGCAGAGACGGACAGACAUGCCCGGGCCAAAGGGAGUUCGGAUGAGGAUGACUAUGCGCCCAGAGAGUUUGCCACUCUGCAGCGAGAGAUCAGUGGGAUAAGCCAAGCUCAGAGGCAGUUGUCCCGGACGCAGAGUCGGAAGAGCGGCUUGAAAAUUGGGGUCACGGAUCUGGAGAAAGCCGUGUCACCAGCGACGAGCGAGGACGACGAGCCUUUCGACUUGGAAGACACGCUUCGUGGGAACAAGCGGCUGGAAGAAGAGACCGGAAUCAAGCACAAGCAGAUUGGUGUCAUCUGGGACAAGUUGACUGUAAAAGGAAUGGGAGGAGCUAAGAUCUACGUCCCGACCUUCCCCGAUGCUUUUACUGGAUUCUUUGGCUUUCCCAUCCGAUUCGCGAUGGGCCUGUUUGGAUUGGGUAAGAAGGGCGAGGAAGUCAACAUCCUGUCCAACUUUUAUGGCGUCGUGAAGCCCGGCGAGAUGGUGUUGAUCCUCGGCAGGCCAGGCUCUGGCUGCACGACUUUCCUCAAAGUGAUUGCGAAUCAGCGGUUUGGAUAUACAGAUAUCGGGGGAGAAGUCCUUUACGGUCCAUUCACUGCGAAAGAAUUCGAGAAGCGCUAUCGUGGCGAAGCAGUCUACUGUCAAGAAGACGAUACGCAUCACCCCUCGCUCACGGUUGGUCAGACCCUUAGCUUCGCAUUGGAGACGAAAGUCCCCGGAAAGCGACCUGCUGGUCUGAGUGUGGGUGAGUUCAAGGACAAGGUCAUCGACAUGUUGCUUCGAAUGUUCAAUAUUGAGCACACCAAGAACACCAUUGUAGGAGAUCCCUUUGUGCGAGGUAUCUCCGGAGGUGAGCGAAAGCGCGUUUCCAUCGCGGAGAUGAUGAUCACUGGCGGAGCGGUUUGCAGUCACGAUAACAGUACACGUGGAUUGGAUGCAUCGACAGCAUUGGACUACGCCAAAUCUCUGCGUGUCACCACUAACAUCUACCAUACCACGACCUUCGUCUCGCUCUACCAGGCUUCGGAGAACAUCUACUCGCAAUUCGACAAGGUCAUGGUGAUCGACGAAGGACGACAGGUCUUCUUUGGCCCGGCUCAAGAGGCGCGAUCUUAUUUCGAAAGUCUCGGCUUUCUUCCAAAACCUCGACAGACGACGCCUGAUUACUUGACUGGAUGCACUGAUGCCUUCGAACGAGAAUAUCAGGAAGGUCGAGACAGCUCAAAUGUGCCUUCCACUCCUGAUGCUCUUGUUGAGGCAUUCGAGAAGUCGCAAUACGCAACUCAACUGCGUGAUGAGAUGGCGAAAUGGCAACUCACAGUCAAGGAAGAGCAACAUGUUUACGAAGACUUCAAGACUGCAGUUCUGCAAGGCAAGCGCCAUGCGCCUCAGAAGAGCGUUUACAGCAUUCCUUUCCAUCUCCAGGUCUGGGCUUUAAUGAAGCGGCAGUUCAUCCUUAAGUGGCAGGAUCGCUUCUCGCUAGUCGUAUCUUGGAUCACCUCCAUCGUCAUCGCUAUCGUCGUUGGUACCGUCUGGCUGCAGGUUCCCAAGACUUCCGCUGGUGCCUUCACUCGUGGCGGUGUACUCUUUAUCGCAUUACUCUUCAACUGCUUCCAGGCUUUCGGCGAACUGGCAUCGACCAUGCUUGGCAGACCAAUCGUCAACAAACACCGGGCUUACACUUUUCAUCGCCCAAGCGCGCUAUGGGUUGGCCAAAUCUGUGUCGAUUUGGCUUUUGCAUCUGUGCAGAUUCUGGUUUUCUCAAUUAUGGUAUACUUCAUGUGUGGUCUGGUCUACGACGCAGGAGCAUUCUUCACCUUCUUCUUGGUUAUCAUAACGGGAUACUUGGCCAUGACGCUGUUCUUCAGAACGGUGGGAUGCCUAUGUCCUGACUUCGACAGCGCCAUAAAGUUUGCCGCAACGAUCAUCACACUGUUCGUGCUGACUUCUGGGUACCUGAUUCAGUAUCAGUCACAGCAAGUUUGGUUACGAUGGAUCUUUUACAUCAAUGCACUGGGUCUGGGAUUCUCAGCGAUGAUGGCAAACGAGUUCUCAAGGCUUGAAUUGCAAUGCGAGGGAAACUACUUGAUUCCCUCUGGACCUGGCUAUGGAGACAUUGAGCACCAGACAUGUACCCUUGCUGGCAGUACUGGCGGCAGCGCGACAGUCUCAGGAUCCGCCUACAUUGAAACUGCAUUCAAAUAUGCUCCGAGCGAUCUCUGGAGGAACUGGGCAAUCAUAGUAGUUCUUGUCACAGUGUUCCUAGUCGCCAAUGUGUUCUUGGGAGAAUACAUUAAGUGGGGCGCAGGAGGCAAGACUGUCACAUUCUUUGCGAAGGAGGAUGGCGAGCGGAAGAGGUUGAAUGCUGCACUCCAGGAGAAGAAGAAGAACAGGACCCGCCGCAAGGAGGACACUGCACAGGGCUCAGAGCUUUCGAUUGCUUCGAAGGCAGUUUUGACAUGGGAAAACAUCUGCUAUGAUGUUCCUGUGCCAAAUGGCCAGCUUCGAUUGCUGAAGAACAUCUACGGAUAUGUCAAGCCUGGUGAACUCACGGCUCUUAUGGGAGCGUCCGGUGCGGGCAAGACUACUCUCCUCGACGUGCUGGCGUCCCGAAAGAACAUCGGAGUGAUUACUGGAGACAAACUCAUCGAUGGCAAGCCUCCUGGCACGGCCUUCCAGCGUGGCACGAGUUAUGCCGAGCAGCUUGAUGUGCAUGAAGGCACACAGACAGUGCGUGAGGCGCUGCGCUUCUCUGCAGAUCUCAGGCAGCCGUACGAAACUCCAAGGGAAGAGAAGUAUGCAUAUGUCGAGGAGAUCAUUGCGCUCCUGGAAAUGGAGGAUAUCGCCGAUGCCAUUAUCGGAAGCCCCGAAGCUGGCUUGGCAGUUGAGCAGCGCAAGAGAGUAACCAUUGGCGUAGAGCUUGCUGCUAAGCCUGAGCUGCUACUUUUCCUCGACGAACCUACUUCUGGUCUGGAUUCGCAGAGUGCUUUCAACAUCGUCCGAUUCUUGAAGAAGCUUGCCGCGGCUGGCCAGGCCAUCUUGUGCACAAUCCACCAGCCCAACGCCAGUCUUUUCGAGAACUUUGAUCGUCUGCUCCUGCUUCAGCGUGGCGGCGAGACAGUAUAUUUCGGCGAUAUUGGAAAAGAUGCGAUAGUUCUGAGAGGAUACUUCUCUAAGUAUGGCGCUGUCUGUCCACCAAAUGCCAACCCAGCAGAGUGGAUGCUGGACGCUAUUGGAGCUGGUCAAGCUGCCCGAAUAGGUGACAAGGACUGGGGGGAGAUCUGGCAAGAAUCCGAAGAGCUGGCUGCUACGAAAGCGGAAAUCAAUCAUAUCAAGGAGGAGCGCAUCAAAGAAGUCGGGUCCCUUCCACCAGUUGAACAGAAGGAGUUCGCUACGCCACUGUGGCAUCAGAUCAAGCUUGUGUCGACUCGGACCAACAAGGCCUUCUGGAGAUCACCGAAUUACGGGUUCACGCGGUUGUUCAAUCACGCCAUUAUUGCCUUGCUCAGUGGUCUCAUGUUCUUGAAUCUGGACGAUUCUCGCACUUCACUACAAUACCGUGUCUUCAUCAUCUUCCAGGUCACAGUUCUGCCAGCCUUGAUCUUGGCACAAGUUGAGCCGAAGUAUGAUCUCAGCCGUCUGAUCUACUACCGUGAAGCUGCCAGCAAGACAUACAAGCAGUUUCCGUUCGCACUCAGUAUGGUCAUUGCAGAGAUACCUUACAGCAUCCUUUGCGCCGUCUGCUUCUUCCUGCCGCUGUACUAUUGCCCGGGCUUCAAUUCAGCUCCCAAUCGGGCUGGGUACAGCUUCCUCAUGAUCUUGAUCACAGAGCUCUUCUCCGUCACUCUUGGGCAGAUGAUAUCUGCUUUGACCCCGAGCACCUUCAUCGCUGUCCUAUUGAAUCCAUUCAUGAUCAUCGUCUUCGCCCUGUUCUGUGGCGUCACGAUCCCCAAGUCACAAAUUCCCAAAUUCUGGCGUGUUUGGCUGCACGAGCUUGAUCCAUUGACACGCCUCAUUUCUGGGUUGGUGUCCAACGAGCUCCACGGCCAGGGCGUCGUAUGUACUGACGUCGAGCUCAACCGUUUCACAGCGCCAGCUGGCCAGACGUGCGGCGAAUACAUGGCUGACUUCUUCAACGCUGGUGGUGCAGGAUACAUCCUCAACAACCAAACUUCGGAUUGCUCGUACUGUGCUUACCGCGUCGGCGACCAGUUCUACACACAUCUCGGAAUCUCAUUUGCGACGCGGUGGCGAGAUCUUGGCAUCAUGGUUGCAUUCAUCGGCAGUAAUUUGGUCUUGUUAUUCAUUGGCAGUAGAUACCUUAACUUCAAUCGAAGGUAG